This is a messenger RNA of Exophiala aquamarina CBS 119918, 1440 nucleotides long. RefSeq lists its product as uncharacterized. The record is from RefSeq and is a predicted model, not a curated record. The transcript has a single exon. NCBI's taxonomy places the organism in Eukaryota, Fungi, Ascomycota, Eurotiomycetes, Chaetothyriales, Herpotrichiellaceae. Gene Ontology annotation, biological process: polysaccharide biosynthetic process. Gene Ontology annotation, cellular component: membrane. Bases 1 to 1440 code for a protein of 479 amino acids. Gene Ontology annotation, molecular function: acyltransferase activity, transferring groups other than amino-acyl groups.
AUGGAGCAAUCAUUUCCUCUUCUGAGCCAGAGUGCUGAAGAUGAAGUCGAUCAUGCGUAUGUCGGCCUAGAGAAGCUGCCAAAACGAGCAUGGUCAAGCGCAAGCACCGCCCUCCAUUAUAUCCUUCCCACGAUAUCCUUCCUUCAUUCUGCACUUCCACGGUUCCUGCAAAUAGGCGGGCUGAAAUCGAGGAAAGAGAAACAUCAUUCGACGGCAUGGCUUGAUGCCUUACGGGGCUACGCUGCUUGCGUGGUGGUCAAGUUUCAUCUGUUCAAUUUUUCCCAGCGAGAGAUCUUCCAUCAACCAAUCCUACAUGCGUUUGAGGCUGGACGCGGGAGCGUUGAAGUCUUCUUCGUCAUAUCAGGCUAUGUCCUCAGUGUUCGCGUGCUCAAAAUGAUUCGAAAUCAGCAAGCAGCUCCAUUGCUGAACGGCCUCGCUUCCGCAACAUUCAGGAGAUUCCUCAGGCUCUACGUUCCGACAGCCUUCGCCACGCUUUUGGUAGCCCUUGCGCUACAAGUGGGGUUGGUCCAUAUCGAUAAGCUAUGGAAACCUACCCUAUACGAGCAGCUAGCGGAUUGGAUGUCGGACACCAUAUACGCCUCUGACCCUUUCCACGAUGUCCUUGGGUGGUGGAUAAACCAGGGUUACAGAACCAAGUACGCAUAUCAGUUGUGGACAAUACCUCUCGAGUUUCGAGGAAGCAUGGCGCUCUUUCUGUUCUUGCUGGGAAGUUGCAAGCUGACCACAAGAGGGAGGAUGGUCUUGAGCUGGAUAGUCAUUGUCUGCUGCUACCGGUGGCAGGCGCACUAUGUAGCAUGCUUCCUAGCCGGAAUGUGCAUUGCGGAUGUGUCUAUCAGCUUUCCUCCCGAACAGCCUGAAGGCUGGCUCCAACUACCACAGCAUCAGAUGGAUACAAACGCGGCUCUGCACGGACGACGAGAAAAAUGGAUAGGCCUCGCCCGGAAGGGUGGACUCAUCUUCAUGUUCAUCAUGGGCCUGUUCUUCCUCAGCGUUCCGGCAGACACCGGCACAAAUGGGCCUUGGCCCUUCCAGUACGUUAGCAUGCUGACCCCCUCGUACUACGGAGGGGACGUCAAGGAGUACUUCUGGCUGAGCAUCGGCGCAAUCCUGCUGGUCCUGUCGCUCGAGUACUCGCCUACCCUCCAGGUCCCGCUCCGGUGGAGCUUCUCGCUGUACCUGGGCGAAAUCUCCUUCGGAAUCUACGCCAUCCACAUCCUGUGCAACUGGAUCCUGUACGAACCGUACCUGAAACCGUGGCAAGCAGAUUCCCUCGGAGACUCCAUCUGGGCCGACUGGCUCGUUGCCAGUAUCAUGUACUUUGUUGUUUUUGUCGCCGCGGACUAUUUCACCCGCGUCGAUACCCAGAUAGUCACUCUCGGCAGGUGGCUGCAGAACAGACUUUUCGUGCAGUGGGAGUAA